AUGGGGGCUCCCGCCUACCUCCCCCGUCGCUCUCCAGCAAGUACGGGUCUCCUCGUCGAAAACGAGAUCAACCUUAGGGAAGAACCUGUCGGUCAAUAUCCCGGGCUCGGUGACGCGCCUAAAGGACUCAGCGGCCAGCUUGAGCCAGAUCAUGCUAGCACAGUUUGCCAAAGCAGACAAGCCCGCCGGCCCAGCCGUCCUGCAAGUCGCGUCGACAAAACCACUGAGGAAAAGGGGCUGACCGACGCGAUAAACACGACCUCAAAACACCGCCACGGCGACACCGCCGCCGCUGGCACCAGCGACAGCAACAACAACCACGACGGCUGUCCCGGCGUCAAUACCGGCAUUGGCACCACCACAAUACGCGCCGGCGCCCUCUGA
Gaeumannomyces tritici R3-111a-1 is the source of this 384-nucleotide messenger RNA. RefSeq lists its product as hypothetical. NCBI's taxonomy places the organism in Eukaryota, Fungi, Ascomycota, Sordariomycetes, Magnaporthales, Magnaporthaceae. The coding region runs from base 1 to 384 and encodes 127 amino acids. The transcript has 2 exons. The record is from RefSeq and is a predicted model, not a curated record.